This is a messenger RNA of Dunckerocampus dactyliophorus (ringed pipefish), 3279 nucleotides long. It is a transcript of the gene enoph1, whose product is annotated as enolase-phosphatase 1. Gene Ontology annotation, molecular function: magnesium ion binding; acireductone synthase activity. Bases 1172 to 1957 code for a protein of 261 amino acids. The record is from RefSeq and is a predicted model, not a curated record. The transcript has 6 exons. NCBI's taxonomy places the organism in Eukaryota, Metazoa, Chordata, Actinopteri, Syngnathiformes, Syngnathidae.
AUCCUCCUCAUUCUUACUGGCGUCGAUCCGCGCCCCCUCGGCCUCGCCUCCAGUCAGGCCGCUGUCGCCGGCCGCCGCCGUCGUCAUGGGGUCGUCGCUGUACGCCUCGCCGUCCUCCUCCAUCCUCAUGAUGGUCAUGUCUUCGCUGAACUCGCAAUCGUCCGACAUGCUUGCUCCUUUUUUAGCGUUAUUUGGCAGCAGAUGGCGUCGCGUGAGUUAGCGUAAGCUAAGCUAACUAGCUAAAAAAUCAAGUCAACCGCGUUAACUACAAGACGAGAAGCUAGCGGGUUAGCCGCCUAAGAUGUUUAAGCCGUGGCUUUUGAUUCGAUUGCUUGUAUAAAAAAGAGGCUAAUUUCUAUCCGUUUCUUUAAUUUUUAAUUCGUUUAUUUUUACUCCGAAUUUCCUGCCUUCCUUGCAGCAGUUUUCCGCUCUUCCUGUAUCCCAAGUCUUCUUCGUUGGAGAACAUCAAGUGUGCCACAGCACCACCAUCAGCAUCGGAGGACGUCCUGCCAACUCACAAGUGUUGCCAGCCUGACGACUUUGUCGCUGAAUCUGGCGACUUUCCAAACCCUCUUGGUGACAUAUUCUCAAAAGCGACUAGCGAUAAAUCUAGCGAGUUUUUCUGGUGUCGUUAGAGAGUUUUCUGGUAUUUGGGAACAUAAAAUUGUAAGCACGUAUUGUUGAGCAGUUUGUGUUCUCACUGAGCAGCAGGGGGUGCUGCUGAGAGGCCGGUUCCAAAUCAUCACAAGCCGUCAGUGCACAGUCAGCUUCUCGACAAUCACGUUUAUUUGUAGUUCUGAACGUAAUUAAGGUGCUUUUUCUGUCCCUCUAUGUUAUACUUUUUUCCUACAGCACCUGUUAGUCAUAUGCAAAUUAGCCGAUGGCGUCAUCUAGCGACUUCUAAAAAACAGCCAAUAGCUACUUUUCUUACUGAGGAGUUGGCUAGGGUGCUGCCACAACAUGUGUGGAUGCUCGUCGACGUUAGCGGCAUAAGCUAUGGUUUUAAAAGUGAGUUAGUACACAUCCGCUCUAAAGAGAAACAUAAAUAAUUGAAAUUAUUAUUUGGCUAUUCCUAGUUGAUUUAUGAGCUUUCGGUGGAGCGGCUAAUCACAGCGAGCUUUCCGUGGAAGCUAGUUAAGCUAACGCUAGCAGCAUCUGUUGAGGAAUAAGAAUGGCCACUGUGGUGAUUCCUGCAUGCACCAGCGCUCUUUUGCUGGACAUCGAAGGUACAACGACGCCAAUAACCUUUGUAAAGGACAUUCUAUUUCCAUACAUAAGGGAGCAUCUUGAGGACUACCUGUCCACUCACUGGGAGGAAGACGAGUGCAAGCAAGAUGUUCAUCUUCUGAAAAAACAGAUUGAAGAGGACAUGAGGCAGAACCGGGCGUGUCCCAUCCACGCCGUGGACCAGACGGUUCACACGGACGAGGAGAAGGCCAUCAGGGAAGUGGUGGACAACGUGCUGUGGCAGAUGGCGGCUGACAGGAAGUCGACUGCGCUCAAGCAGCUCCAGGGUCACAUGUGGAGGUCGGCGUACGCGUCUGGGAGACUCAAAGGCGAGAUCUACCAGGACGUCACACCGUCCAUCAAAAGGUGGCGAGAUCAGGGCCUCAAGGUCUUCAUCUACUCCUCUGGCAGUGUGGAGGCCCAAAAGCUGCUCUUUGCACACUCUGUCGAGGGCGACGUUUUGGAUUUAUUCGACGGCCACUUCGACACGGCCAUCGGCGCCAAAGUGGACGCCAAAAGCUACGAGAGAAUCGCAGAGAGGAUCGGCUGCCCGCCGGAGGAAAUCACAUUUCUGACAGAUGUCACUCGAGAGGCCAAAGCGGCGGAAGAUGCUGGCGUCAACGUGGUGGUGGUGGUGCGGCCGGGAAACAUGGAGCUGACGGACGAAGAGAGGGCUCACUACGACCUCAUCGCGUCCUUUGGCCAGCUGGAAGUGACGGGACGAACUUAGCGGCAAAUGAAUGAGCAGAGCGCCCCCACCCCGUGUCCCGACCGUUUACGCCUCACCUUGGGUGUGUCCCAUGUGCAUGAGAUGCUGUGACCGUGGUGUGGGGACACCUGCUGGCGGGGGCUACCAUUGCCUCAAACUAAUAUUAUUAUUCGACAUUGGAAAGGAACCUGGUUACGUCCAAACCUCACUAGUUUGUUGUUGUGUGUUCAUGCUAGUGACAUCUUCUUUCAAAUGUGCCAUCCGGUCCAAGCGCUGUAGCAACUCUCAUUUGAUUGGCAGCAACACUGCCACCACAGGACUGGAGAGGAACUGCAACCAAAAUGAAACAAGCUAGCCUACCCUGCUCAUAACGGCUCUCAUAUUCAUAGUCGCGCCGUACCGAGUGUAUAGUCCAAAUAAACGUCUCGUCUCACAAUGUUUCCUGUCGUUGGAUGAGUCGGUCGUGCUGAUGCCUCAACGCCGCAGGGGAGCCAGGGGUUUUUGUGCAGAGCAGAUAAAAACGCGUGUGACGGAAUUCCACAGCAAACGUGCCGAUGAAGACGAGGAAGAGCAUGACCAGCGUCCACUGGCUUCAUGCGGCGUGGAUGUGCUGCUGAAACAUGAGACAAGUCUGGAGAUGCCAAGUUAAGAUUCAAACUUGUUUCCUUACUGUGCAUGUAAAAAAAGGUACAAGUGUAAAAAGAAGUGAAGCAGCUGAAGGAUACACAGGAUCAUGCAGACGGUGAUGCAUGCAGACAGCAGGAAGCGCAUGGCGCCAACCUUCUCACCCUCGCCAUUGAGGUUGGCCCUGAGCGUGAUGUAGGACUGCAGCCAGCAGUACACGCCGCCCAGGCCGAACGUCAUGGCGGUGCCAAGGAUGUGGACGCCCUCUGCGGUGAACAUCUGCAACGGCAACCAAACCCUUUAAUAAAACAGGUGUCAACCUCAAGGUACGGGGGCCAGAUUCGGUCCGUCGUAUUGUUUUAAAGACAUCAAAAAGAUGUUACGAUUAUUUCUUUUAUUAAUCAUAUAUACAUAAAUAAUUCAAAUGAUUAAAAAAAAUCCCAAAUAUAUUCUUUCUUGUAUAUUUUUUAAUUAAAUGUAUUUGGCCCAAGAAAGCCUGAAAAUUACUCCCAUCAAAAAAACACUUUAAAAAAUAUAUAUUUUUAAAUGAUUGUAUCUUCAUUAAUAUGAUUAUUUCUUUUAUGUAUUAUUACAAUAAAAAAUCAUUUAAAUUUUAAACCAUCCAAAAGAGUUGGAAACCUUUCUUGUAUUUUUUGAUUAAAUUUAUUUGUGUCCUUUUUGACAGAACAUUUCUACCGCAUGCAAUUUGGAGUUGUUUU